AUGCCAGUAUCGCCUGCUGCCCACCAGCGCCUGGACACCACCACUGUCCACUACCCCCAGCGGUGCCAGUGCAGCCCGCCGCCCCAUUGGAGGGCACCACUACCUAGUGCCCUUGGUGGUGCCAGUGAUGCCCUCCGCCCCUCUGGACGCCACCACUGCCCCAGUGGUGCCAGUGUUGCCUGCCGUCCUCCUGGAUGCCACCAGUGUCCGCAGCCCGUGGAGAUGCUAGUGACACCUGCCACCCGCCGCCCUCCUGGGCACCACCACUGGCCACUGCCCCUGGUGGUGCCAGUGCCACCCGCCGCCCCCAUGUAUGCCACCACUGCCCACCACCCCUGGAGAUGCCAGUGCCUCUCGCCGCCCCAGUGGAUGCCACCACUGCCCGCCAUCCCCGGCAGUGCCAGUGCUGCCCUCCACCGCCCUGGACGCCACCACUGCCCCCAGUGGUGCCAGUGCCACCCGCUGCCCCCCUGGAAGGCACCACUGCCUAGUGCCCCUGGCAGUGCCAGUGCUGCCCUCCACCCCCCUAGACACCACCACUGCCCCCAGCAGUGCCAGUGCCACCUGCUGCCCCCAUGGAAGUGCCAGUGCCACCCGCUGCCCCCCUGGAAGGCACCACUGCCUAGUGCCCCAGGCAGUGCCAGUGCUGCCCUCAGCCCCCCUGGACGCCACAGCGCUGCCAGUGCUACCCGCUGCCCCCCUGGAAAGCACCACUACCUAUUGCCUCUGGCAGUGCCAGUGCUGCCCUCCGCCCCCCUGGACGCCACCACUGACCCCAGCAGUGCCAGUGCCACCCACUGCCCCCCUGGAAGGCACCACUCCCUAGUGCCCCUGGUGGUGCCAAGGCUGCCCUUCGCCCCCCUGGACGCCACCACUGCCCCCAGCGGUGCCAGUGCCACCCGCUGCCCCCCUGGAAGGCACCACUGCCUAGUGCCCCUGGCAGUGCCAGUGCUGCCCUCCGCCCCCCUGGAUGCCACCACUGCCCCCAGCGGUUCCAGUGCUACCCGCUGCCCCCUGGAAGGCACCACUGCCUAG
Molecule: messenger RNA, 1035 nt
Organism: Schistocerca piceifrons (Central American locust)
Lineage: Eukaryota; Metazoa; Arthropoda; Insecta; Orthoptera; Acrididae
Product: arginine-glutamic acid dipeptide repeats protein-like
Exons: 2
Coding region: 1-1035 (344 amino acids)
Source: RefSeq, a predicted model, not a curated record